CAUUUGGAUACCGAAUAAAACGAAGUACAUUCAUUGUGUGACACAAAAGGAAAGUCAGUCAAAUUCCAACCUAAAGAUGUUCGCCAAUUUCCAUCAACUACCGAUUAUUGUCGGAAAGGAAAGGAAAUAAAAUUAUUAAUCAUCAGAUAAAAGUGAAGAAACGAAAGAUCUUUAAAUCGGGAAUAAACGAAGCCGAAAAAGUAUCUUGCAAAAAAGUUGAAUGUUUAUUUGUUUGCACAACACGAACGACAUUGAAACGUAGAUUGCAUUUAAAAUAAAGACUAACAAAAACAAAAUUUAAGCAAAAAAAUAAAAUAAAAUGGAAUUGUCCAAAUGUGUUGACUGUGUUAUUUUAACAUUGGUAUUAAUUUGUAGUGCGAUUUUCAUGAAUGCUGAAAACAUAACCAAUGCACAUUCCGAUGAUGAUUCAAAUAAAUACUUAAAUAGUUUGUCAAACAAUUCAAAUUCAUCGCCCGAAUUGAUUGAAUAUUAUGAUGUUGAUGAAGUAUCAUCAGCACCAGAAUCCAUCUAUCCCGAUCCCGAUUUUAUUUUCAAUCAAAAUCAACCCAUCGAAUCGAAUCGACCAUAUGAUACAUUGGACAUACCGAAAACAAUACAUCGAAAUGGAUACGGUAAAAAUGGUGCAACCAAAUUUAAUAAACUACAAGAAUUAAACAAUCCCAUGAACGACGAUGAUAAUGAUAAUUAUGGAAUUGAUGAAUUUAAACGAAUAAUUAGCACGGUUGAUUUAAUGACAACCAUCACAACAACCACCACAAUAAAAUCCAAUACUGGUGCAAACAAUGAUAUUGACAAAAGUUUUAAAGGAAAAAGCAUCGAUUUUAAUAUUCGACACACAAUGGAAGAAUUGAGGAACGAAGAUCUUCGUGACCACGACAUUAUCGAUAACAUCAUGUACAUUUAUUAUGGAUCGAAUGUUGCGCUACGAAAAAGCUUGGGCGGCAGCAUUAUUAUUGUUGGCACCGUUUUUGCGUUGGCUGCCCAAAUACUUGCCAUUAUUUUCACAUUGCUGAGGAAUCGUCAAAUUCGUCGUGUAAACUAUUUGGCAACGAUUUCAUUGAAUUUACUACUAACACUGUGUUCUUCAAAUCUGGUGUUCAUUGUUGGUGUGCAAACAUCAAAAAAUGUAUUUAAAUGCGAAAUGAUUGCAGUUUUAUUGCAUUAUUUCCACUUAUCGACCGCUGUUUGGGGACUGUGCCAUUCAUUUUCCAUCUAUGAUUAUGUAGUCAAUGAAAACAUUCCAGUCAUCAAAUACAAUAACCUGCUGGCGUUUGGUGCAUCUGCUGUGUUUGUUUUGUUUUCAUUUGCCAUAUCGAGUAACAGCUAUGAAAUCUACGAUUAUUGUUGGAUGUCCGUCCAGAAGUCAAUGAUAUUCAACUUUAUGAUACCAACAUCGAUUUUAAUCAUAUCAAAUACCAUUUUUGGUACGAUGACAUUGCGAGCGGUUGUUUCAAAGCAACGACAAGUCAUUGUCGAAAGUAUUGAAAAUAUUUUGGAUAAAUGCCAAAAUAUUGAUGCAACGGUGAAUUCAGUUAAUUUAUUGGCGCCCGAUUCAAACAUAAACACUGAUUACAUUCCAACGAACAAGUGCUGCGAUGAAAUGGAGAAGAUGACCUGUGAUAAUGGUCUCAAAACUGUCGAUUUUUAUGACUCGAAAUUCGAUUUGGGCGCAUUGUCAAUUGCCGAUUUAUCUCUGCAGAGUUCAAGUGAUACGCAGGAUUUUGCCGAAUUCAAACGAGCCAUCAAAUUUUCAUUGUUUUUUCAGCCAGCAUUUUCAGUUUGCUGGUUUUUAGGUGUUGUUGCAUUGGAAAAUCGACAAUCUUGCAUCAUGCCUGUCAUAUUCAUUGUUUGUUAUAACAUUUUGAAUUGGUACAUUUUGUAUCGCUUUCCAAACAUAAGCCCAAUGAUAAUUCCACAGCAAAAAACAAACGAAACUAAUUUGAAAAGCAGCAAAAAGUUGAGCCAAUUUGAUAGUAAUUUCAGUAUAAGCGAUGAAGUGAAUCAAACGCCCGGUUGCACUGAUACAAUUCCAUUGUUGUGCUCGGUGACGGGAAACAAUUCCACCGUACCACAAAAUUCAGUUGCAAUAAAUCAAACGACCGGUGUAUCAACGGCAACACUACAAUCAUCAAAUGUGUGCUUAUCAAAGCAAUUAUCACUGGAGGAUAUCAUUUACAAAACAUCGAUAAGUCAAUGGGAUGCUAGCAUGGAAAAUAUCAAUUUAGAUUGUAUAAGUACAAUCAGCAAUUGAAUGAAUAGCGACGAAGAGUGAUGACAUCUUCCGAAUACAGGAGAAAAUGAUUAGGACAAAAAUAUAAUAAUUAAAAAAAUAAAACAAGCAAAUGGAAUGUGAUGCAAACAUACAUAUGAAACAUAUAAAGAGAAAUUAACAAUCCGCCGGUAAACUGAUUCAGUCUUUUUUUCCUUCUAUUUAAUAGUAAUUUUUUAACCCUCGUUACAAUCAAUUCACAUCCGAAGUAGAAAUAUUUCUGUUCAUGAUUCAUAUUUUUGUGUGUUCACAUAAACUUUUUAAAAUCUCUUACAUUUUGUUCAGAACACGAAAACUAUAUUUACUGUUACCACCGAUUUUAAUUGUUAAAAAUCUGUGCAUUUAUCUAUUAAUUUUUAAGUAAUCAUGUUAAACGUUCAAUAUAAUAGCAUCUUUUCGUAUUCGCGCACGACCUAAUCAAAUUAGUUGAAUUGAAUUGUAAUCUAUAAAAUAUGAACGAUGGAAGACCAAUAUGUUGUUAAGAAACAUUUAAACUGUAAUCACUGAUUGUGUCGAUGCACACACACACACACACAUACACAUACACACACAGUAACAAAUGUAUUCAAUAAGAGAUUCACACUUUCUGCGAACUUUACGCACAUGGAAUUGUUUUAAAUUUAGUGAAAUAAAGAAGUCAAUGAAGUUAGACAAAAAUAAAACUAUUUUAAAUUUUUUAGAUUAAAUCAAAACACAAAACAAAACAAUUGAAAAUUAACAAAAUAUUAACUUGUGUUUUUGUACAAUUCUAUCAUUUUAAUUGAUUGUUUUUAUUGACGGUAGAUUUUUAGUCAUUUAAAUGAUCGAAAAAUAGGGGAGAGCAUGGAUUAGAAGCUCGAAAUUGGAUAUUCACAUAUAAUACAUAAAUAAACAGAUAUACACAUACAUAUAGAUAAAUAAAAACGGCUCUCGCUAAUGGACAUUACGGCGAUUAUAUGCAAGCAUAUCAACACAUUGUGCCUUGGCUCCAGCGUCUAUUUAGAAUUCAUUUUUUUUUUUCAAGGUACCGGAUAUAUUCAUAUCCAGAUGGGAUAUUUAUUAAGUUUUGACGAUUUUGGCAAUUUUUCUUCAGAUACUUGUUGCAUUGAAGUGUUUAAAAAGUACUCCAUGUGCUAAAUUUUUGAUUUUACUUGAAUUCCUUGAUUUUAAUAAUACACACGUAUCAUAAUUAUUUCUAAUAUUAUUAUGUUAUUUAAUAUGUCUGGAUAUUUGCCCAGAAUUUUAUGUUGAAAACAUUGAUUGUGAAGAAUUUCGCAUAAUAGUUCGGCUGAGCAUUUGAUAUGCUGGGAUGACAGAGAGAUUCAGGUUUUGCUUUUUUUCUACUGUAAAAGAAGUGGUAAACUUAAAAUGAAUGUGAAUUCAAAAGUCAAACGCUCCAACCAUUCUGUAUCUACACGUCUGCUGAUCUGUAUUGUCCAUUUGUGAGUGCUGCUUGGUAAUUGCAUUCCAUAAUUUAAAUAAUGUCUUAUUAUUUUAACAAACUUUACACACAUACAAAAAUAGUUCAUGUGGUUUUUCUUCCAUCGGAAAGUAAGAAUUGAGUAAGACGAUUCAUGACAUGAUACGAUAAAAACAGAAACAUGAAAACCCCAAGAAGUAUAAUGAAUCAAAAAAAUGUCAUUAAAAAUACUUAAAAACCCAAAUAAAGAAUGAACCAUAUACAAUCAAAAACGCAA
Messenger RNA from Contarinia nasturtii (swede midge), 3966 nucleotides. RefSeq lists its product as uncharacterized. Lineage: Eukaryota; Metazoa; Arthropoda; Insecta; Diptera; Cecidomyiidae. The record is from RefSeq and is a predicted model, not a curated record. Gene Ontology annotation, molecular function: G protein-coupled receptor activity. Gene Ontology annotation, biological process: adenylate cyclase-activating G protein-coupled receptor signaling pathway; cell surface receptor signaling pathway. The coding region runs from base 320 to 2272 and encodes 650 amino acids. Gene Ontology annotation, cellular component: membrane. The transcript has 6 exons.